GCGAUGUGCCAGCGAGGGUGCGGCUAAUCGAAGGCACACCACUCUGCUUUGCACCAGUGGUACUUCUUCUUCUACCAGGAGCCACAGAGUCACUUCUGUCAACUCUCCGCGUCGCCUUCCGGCGCCAUAUCAUAGGCCUUGGGAGGGGCAACUUGUACUCGUCAUUGGCGGCGCAGAACGGCAAGGAGAAGGUGAAUAUGCAGAAGUUUCUGAAACUGUCGAACGCCUUCAACAUGCUUCAAGAGAAGAGGGCCAUCGACAAGUUCGUGAACUGGAGGAAGGUCAAGCAAGGCAUGAAUAGAAGAUAA
Symbiodinium pilosum is the source of this 308-nucleotide messenger RNA. The record is from the annotation of a GenBank genome assembly. Lineage: Eukaryota; Dinophyceae; Suessiales; Symbiodiniaceae.